Molecule: messenger RNA, 450 nt
Organism: Suillus discolor
Lineage: Eukaryota; Fungi; Basidiomycota; Agaricomycetes; Boletales; Suillaceae
Exons: 2
Coding region: 38-403 (121 amino acids)
Source: RefSeq, a predicted model, not a curated record
GCAGAUACACUCGUCACAACCAUCGUCUCCGACACUGAUGUCGCACAACCUCGCAAGCAACGACUUUGCUUUCUUAGAGCCUGAGCCUUCGGGCUAUACUUUUGAGCAGAUGAAUGAGUGCCGAUGGAGAAGACCAGAUGGCUCGCACUGCAGCUACCCAUUUCUUGACCACGAACUUUCUGCUCACCUCCGUGAAUACCAUGGAAUUCGUGGUGGAGACAAGUCCCGCGUCUGUUGCUCUUGGGAAGAUUGCACCCAGGAGCUUAAUAAAGAGAACCUCUCCAAGCAUGUGAAGGGAACACACCUCAAGGUCGCAUAUUCUUGCGACACCUGCAACAAGACUUUCACGCGCGAAUACAAUCGUAACAGUCACCAGGCAAUUUGCUCGGUUCAGCAGCAGUAGAUGUGAGACCUGGUCAUCACCUUCUUCGCAUCGCCUGACUGAUUCGC